This is a messenger RNA of Letharia columbiana, 2406 nucleotides long. RefSeq lists its product as uncharacterized. The transcript has 3 exons. Gene Ontology annotation, molecular function: DNA binding. Bases 1 to 2406 code for a protein of 801 amino acids. The record is from RefSeq and is a predicted model, not a curated record. Lineage: Eukaryota; Fungi; Ascomycota; Lecanoromycetes; Lecanorales; Parmeliaceae.
AUGCACCUCGCCGCUGUAGAGAUGGGCCCAAAAGAUCGAGGAGAGCGCCAAUUGAUGCGCCAGCGAGGUGCAGGCACUCGCCAAGUCAAGAACAUUGGCUUCGACCUCGUGCUGCCAGGUCAAGAGAACGCGACAACUGAGCCUCUCCAACCUAUCAAAUCAGGCAGGUCUCGUAAGACUCCACAGCCAGAGCUCCCUCCGCAGCGAUCCUCAAGACGGACACCUAAACCAGAAACAACACAGCUCCAGCAAUUAUCACGGAAGACACCGGCCACUGGAUUCACAAAAAAGCGCGGUAGGCCAGCGAAGAGGGCUGUUUCCGAUAUUAUUGAGGAUUCAUCUACGUCUCGUGUCACGCAGGCUGAUGAAGAGGGUGUUACUACGAAGAAGAGGAAAAUCAGCAAGGCCCAGAAGGAACAGGGAGAUGCUGUACUUUCGAAUGCGCCAGAGGUCCAAGGCGAUGGACUAGGGACAAGAGAUGCUGACCCAAGUGCUGCGCCUAGUACUGGGGUCAAGAAGCGGAAGAAGAGGAAGUCAAUCGGACAGCAAGCGACGAGCCGAGCGAAAGCUGCCAAGGCACGAAGUCCGCUCAAGCCAGCUCGCCAAUCUCGGAAGAAAACACCCAAGCCAGACCUCGCAGAAGAGACAGACCUCGAUGGAUCUCUGGCAAAAGAAGCACGCAGGGGACUCGCCACUGGUGCGGUGUCGUUGGAUGGAGGCGAGCCAGCGCACUUGCCUGAAGUCACUGGAGCAUUGGAUUCUGGAAUUGACAAUCUCACGCCAAGCGCAGAGAAGCCCCAACAGGAAAUCGCACAAAAGCCCAAGAAGAGAAAGCGGUUUCCUGUGGAAGAGCUGCCAAAUAAACGUGUCAAAGCAAGCUCCGCUCAGAGCAAGCGGGCGCCAAAGGCUCCGAAGCCCCAAAAAGAGAUCAUAUCUGCAGAAGAUGCACUCGAUGCAGUUCAGAAUAUGGAGACACCUGCUGAAGCCCAAGCAAGCUCUUUGGGAAAUGUGAAUGAGGAGCAAGAUGAUGGUUCAGAAGUUGCAGAGCUUCGAAAGGAGAAGCCCAAAAAGAGGAAGCGGGUGACCGUUGGUCAACAGCCAAAGAAGCGCGCCAAAGCAGGCACAACCAAGUCUAACAGGAAGCUUAAGGCCCGAGAAGAGACAAGCAUUGCAGAAGGUGCACCAGAGGCAAAUCAGGGUAUGGGAGAAUCUGCUGAGGCCGAAGCGGACACUGUGGGCCAUGUCGCUGAGGAACCGGAGGCUACUGCAGAAGAAGCAGAACCGCAGACACAGAAGCCGAAGAGGAAGAAGCGGAAAUCGAUUGGGCAGCAGAAACCCAAGAAAAAGCCCAUGGACCUCGCUACACCAGAUAGGACAGCCAGCAAGGCAGCCGCAAGAGGUCAAUUGGCCACAAGAAACGAACUAAACAGCAAGCCCACAGCUAGACGUGGACGACCUAGAGCUAAAGAACGACCGGAAGAGGUCAUUGAAAAGCCACUCGCCGAGAGUUUGGGGCAUGUACCCGAAGAAGAGGCAGAAAUCCAACUCUCAGAACCUGCACUCAAGAACAAGCACAAAGCUAGACGUGGGAGACCUAAAGCCAAACCAAUUUCCGAACAUGCCAUCGGUGAACCAGACGAAGAAGCUCGAAGGCAUACACCUGAAGAAGAGGAAGAAGUCCCAACCCCUAUCGUGCCCGAAAAGAAGCGACGAGGGCGACCACGCAAAGCCGACGCCGCUCAAUCUCCCUCACGAAACACCAGAACAACAAAAGUCCCGGCAUCUCGCAAACCAAAAGCAAAGGCCGCCUCUGCCACCGCGCCCAAAGCUCGCGCACCUCCCAAAGACUCCAUUCCUAUAACUAUCUACGCUCCUCCCUCGCCCACCUCCGACGCCGAAGACGACCCACUGUCUACCUCCCAACCCCACACCACAGUCAACACAAUCAACGCCGUCGACGUCCUCUCCCAACUCUGCUCCGAACUCCUCUCCAAAUCCAGCUCCGCCCUCGCCGAACAAGCCCAUUCCGACGACCCAUCCACCAACCAAUCCGAACUAAAACGCACGAAACAAACAACAGACCUCUACGCCAAAGAACUCGCUUCCCGUCUCCUGCAAUUGACGACUACCCUGAACACCAACACGUCUCUACAAUCCCGUGUUAGGGCGGCGGCGAAAGAGGACAGGAGGUUGAAGAAAGAGUUGAAGCGGUUGGAGAAGGAAAGGGAGGAUCUUGGAAGUAGGAAAGAGGAGGUGGUGAAGGAGAGGAAGAAGAAGGAGCUGGAGGAACUGUUGACUGGCAUCGCGGGGGCGGUGAAGAGGGGCUGGGACAUGCAGGAGGAGGGCGAGGAAGGGGAAGGAGAUGCGGUGGCAGGAAUGGUUGAGGAGGUGGAUUUGGAGGUCUAA